GACCCCCAGCCUAUGCCGCGCAGCACCGCUUUCGAGCCCCGCCUCGGCCCUAGCCCCCGGCCUAUCCCGCGCAGCACCGCUUUCGAGCCCCGCCUCCGCGCUUGCCCCCGGCCUAUCCCGCGCCGCGCCGCUUUGGCGCGCGGCUGUGACGUCACGGGUCGCGGCGAGGCGCGCGCGGCUGAACGGCGCCGCUGCCGGCCCGCGGCCAUGCCCAAGCGGGGCUGUCCGUUCGCGGACGCGGCCCCGCUGCAGCUGAAGGUCCGGGUUGGCCAGAGGGAGCUCAGCCGCGGCGUAUGCGCCGAGCAGCACUCGCGGGAGAUCUUCGAGAAGACCAAGCAACUCCUGUUCCGCGGGGCUCAGGCCUACAUGGACCACGUGUGGGAGGAGAGCUGUGCCAUCGUUGACCUGCCGGAGUCCCCGAAGCCGGGCCCCACAGAGGCCCUCCGGGCUGCACGGGGGCAGAUGCUGAUUGGACCAGACGGCCGGCUGACCAGGAGCCAAGCCCAGGCCGCUGAAGCUGCGAGACAUGGGGUCCCAGCCGGGUGCGAACCCUGGACAGGCCGCAGCGUCUUAUGCGGCUCAGACCCCCGCCCUUGUUGCUGGAGUCACAGUUACCGCCCGCCCCUACCCCGCUCCCCACCCCCCAGGGCCUGGAGGGAGGCCCAGGAAGGCAGGGGCCACACUCGGAGACAAAGGUUUUGGACGCGUGAGACGAAAGCCACGGGAGUUCUCAUGCAAGCCAGCGAGGGAGGAGUUGAUCCUCCUGGUGCCGAGCACCUAGGUAGCGGGAAUGGAAGGAGCGCUCACCCCAGAGCCACGGAAACCGCACUCUAAGGGCUCCUGGGCGCCUGGGGGCUCCCUGGUGAGCAAGGGUCUGUGUGCGGCACCUUCUGGAAGGUUGUCAUGAGGACCUGGUGGGAGAGGCGUGUAGGGAGUCGGGUCAGCCCUCCGUCCGCAGCAGGGGAGGCGGCCCCACGGCCUCCAGCACUUGAGAUCCCCU
Lutra lutra (Eurasian river otter) is the source of this 1000-nucleotide messenger RNA. It is a transcript of the gene SIVA1, whose product is annotated as SIVA1 apoptosis inducing factor. The coding region runs from base 13 to 834 and encodes 273 amino acids. Gene Ontology annotation, biological process: extrinsic apoptotic signaling pathway. NCBI's taxonomy places the organism in Eukaryota, Metazoa, Chordata, Mammalia, Carnivora, Mustelidae. The record is from RefSeq and is a predicted model, not a curated record. Gene Ontology annotation, molecular function: CD27 receptor binding. The transcript is spliced from 3 exons.